AUGGCCCCCAAGAAGAACAAGAAGUCCGCCGACUCCAUCAACUCGCGCCUUGCGCUUGUUAUGAAGUCCGGCAAGGUCACCCUUGGCUACAAGUCCACCAUGAAGACCCUCCGCUCCGGAAAGGCCAAGCUCGUCAUCAUCGCCGGCAACACCCCGCCCCUGCGCAAGUCUGAGCUCGAGUACGUCGCCAUGCUGGCCAAGACCAACGUCCACCACUUCAGCGGCAACAAUAUCGAGCUUGGCACCGCUUGCGGUAAGCUCUUCCGCUGCUCCACCAUGGCGAUCCUUGACGCCGGUGACUCCGACAUUCUUGCCUCCAACGUCAGCGCUUAA
This is a messenger RNA of Lasiodiplodia theobromae, 333 nucleotides long. RefSeq names its product Ribosomal protein L30e. Gene Ontology annotation, cellular component: cytosolic large ribosomal subunit. Gene Ontology annotation, molecular function: RNA binding; structural constituent of ribosome. NCBI's taxonomy places the organism in Eukaryota, Fungi, Ascomycota, Dothideomycetes, Botryosphaeriales, Botryosphaeriaceae. The transcript has 5 exons. The record is from RefSeq and is a predicted model, not a curated record. Bases 1 to 333 code for a protein of 110 amino acids.